GGGUGCCAACAUCGACAACACCCUGCGUUACCUUUAUCCUUCUCUCAGGUAGAGAGCUCCACACCCUCGUGAGCCUCAUUACUUUCUCAAUCACCGGUCCUAGAGGAGCUCUGAACGCGGCUUGCCCGAUUACACUAGCAAUCAUGUCAUCAAAACAACAAGGAAAAAUGGUGAGUCUACUCUUUUGUCCUUAUGGCUUCUGGAGACGCCUUUGUUGACGUGGAUCUGAAGAAAAACGCUGAUUGAAUCUAGGCCAACCUCGUAUGUGACUACCUACCCUGUGGGAGAAUUGGUUCCGGAUGAUUGAAAUGUGUUUUCAUGAUACUGACGGGUGUUUAGAUCAAUUACCGUAUGCGGGUUACGAUGACGGAUGGCCGCCAACUAACGGGGACGCUUUUAGCCUUUGACAAGGUGGAUAUAAACAAACCUCGUGUACCUAUCAAUCAAGCUAACAGUAUUAUCUAGCACAUGAAUAUCGUUUUAGCAGAUACCGAAGAAUUCCGCCGCAUCAAGCGAAAACCUAAAACUACUGCUCCAGCCGCCAGCACCGCAGCUCAGAUCACCGAAGAAAAGCGCACCCUAGGUCUCAUUAUCUUGCGAGGACUUCACAUCGUUUCUUUAUCGGUUGAGUCUCCACCUCCAGCAGAUCCCUCUUCUCGUUUGGGAACGACUACCACUGGUGGCCCAUCGGCUGCUGGUGUUGCAGCCGCCGGGCCGGGUAUCAGCAGGCCCGCCGGCAGAGGGCUUCCAAUUAUUGGUAUGGGGGGUCCCCCACCUCCGGGAGGAUUGCCGCCACAAAUGGGUGGACCUACGGGCUUGCAAGGUCCUAUGAGGAAUGUUGGUCUCGGGCAGGCCCCACCUCCGAUGGGUACCGCUCCUCCACCAGGUGGAUUCCCCGGAGCCCCCCCUCCGGGCUUUCAAGGCGGAAUGCCCGGUGCGCCUCCCGGAUUCCAGCCUCCGCCAGGUUUCCAAGGUGGCAGGGGAUUUCCUCCACAUCCUCCUGGGUUUGGAAGAUAGACGGGUGGCCGCUGGUCGUCGGAGAAUGUUGGGAUCUGGGUGCUAGUCUUUGUAUUAUCUGAUGUUAAGGCUAGGGGAACAAAAUUGACAAAGGCAUUGUGUUGGGAAUUGCAGACAAAAAUGGUGCUGUAAUAUAAUCCUUUAAGCGACUUUAUUUUUUUUAUUUCUUAUGAAGUCCACGGUGAUUUGUUUCGCUUUUCAAUUUGCCAAGUAAAGCUAUUGGGUCAAAUUAUUAAGUAGGGAACAGGAUAGGGUAGCGUUGGUGCCGGGGGAGGUAUGCCAUGAUGGGAGAUUUGAUGGUCUGUACUGUACAGUAAACUGAGUAUGAUAUCUGUCCUAGCGUCUGCGGUCUCCGGGGCUUGUAACUUUUCGUAUCAUACUGAAAAACUUGGUACAAAAUUUCCCUACAUAAUGAGUACCCAGCGCAACGAGCGCUUAAAAAAUCCCUUUGGAUUACCAUUUGAAACCAUUCAACCUUAAAGAUGAGCGAAUGGGCGGAGAGAGUGCUCGCUGUGCGGGUGAGCGUCGUGCUUACUCAUGCCUCGAUUUGGGAUCACGGGACACUCCCUAUUAGUAUGAUACGCGCAAUAUCUAUGAAUCAUAGAAGAUGUGUGUGGCCUUAUUAAAGCCACAUAUCAUCGAUUUCACAAAGCACACACCGAUACUAGCACCUAAAUCCUGACUUGGGUAUGCCUGUACGGUACUCUUUACAUAGAGUGAGCCUGGCGCCAGUAUUUUACUGGUGUUGGCAUGGACCUGUCACAAAUGUUUUCCCAACCCAGCAAAAAUAAAUUCUACACAAUACCGUAGUGCCUCUUAUGAGUGAAACAUUUAAAGGUGGGUACGGUAAUUCGCUCAGAUCACGGGUAUGGCGGAUAGCCUAUAUAGACUCGUGAAGUGUGUUUCGAUAUCUUGGGUUAGGGUAACACGUUUCUCCCGGGACUGCGAAAUCUCAUGUCCGAUGUUGGUCGCUC
Molecule: messenger RNA, 1991 nt
Organism: Tuber aestivum (summer truffle)
Lineage: Eukaryota; Fungi; Ascomycota; Pezizomycetes; Pezizales; Tuberaceae
Source: the annotation of a GenBank genome assembly